Aspergillus aculeatinus CBS 121060 is the source of this 1156-nucleotide messenger RNA. RefSeq lists its product as uncharacterized. The coding region runs from base 167 to 1063 and encodes 298 amino acids. The record is from RefSeq and is a predicted model, not a curated record. The transcript has a single exon. Lineage: Eukaryota; Fungi; Ascomycota; Eurotiomycetes; Eurotiales; Aspergillaceae.
UACAAGACUAUGAAAAGCGACCUGGGGUAAGAAGUAUAUAAACAUAUCCUCACAAGCAUCAUUAAGCCAUCGCUCUCCUCAAAGAUACCAUAUCCAGCUCAUAGACGCAAAGGCGCGAAUUCCUUCUAUCAAUCCAUUCUCAUCAACAAUCACCAUUCCCCGCAAAAUGCCGCUAACCACCACGACGACAACGACGACUACCACAACAACCACUCCCACCAACCCCCUAAUCUUCUACGACAUCGCCACACGCCCUCCCGCCGCGAAGAACGCCUGCUCGCCCAACCCCUGGAAGACCCGAUUCGCGCUCAACUUCAAGAAGCUGCCGUACCAGACCACCUGGGUGCCGCUGCCGGAGGUGGCCCGCGUGCGGCAGAGCCUGAACGUGCCGGCGUGCCGCCAAUUCGCCGACGGCAGCGACUUCUACACGCUCCCGAUCCUCCACGACCCCAACACCUCCGCCCUCCUGGGGGACUCCUUCGACAUCGCCACCCACCUGCAAACCACCUACCCAACCGCCGGCGACGGCGACCUCUUCCCCGCGCAACCCCUGGACUACACCUUCCCGCUCGACCCGCCGCCCAUCGUCCCGCUCUCCGAGUGCAACGCCAAGAACCACCCGGCGCUGGCCGCGUACGCCCGGUUCAACGUGCACGUCGACGCGGCGUUCACGGCGCACGUUCAGCUGACCGUGCAAGGGUUUCCCUUCGACCCGGCCACCGAGGCGGCGGCCAAGGCGGAGUUCGUGCGGCGGGCGGUGCUGGCGGGCGCGCCGGUGUCGAGCUGGGAGGACUUCAAGUGCGAGGGCGAGUAUCGCCAGAACCUGAUCACCUCGCUCGAAAAGACGCUGGGGGAGCUGGCCAGGUUGUUCGGGCAGACACCUGAGGGCGGCCCGUUUGUGCUGGGACAUCGCGCGUGUUAUGCGGAUUUCUUGGUCGGCGCGUGGUUGCGCAUGUUCAGUGUCAUGCUGCCCGAGGAGGAGUGGGCGUUGAUCAAGGGGUGGCAUGGGGGUGUCUUUGGGCGGUUGCAUGAUGCGUUGGAGGUUUAUGCGGUGAUGAAAUAGGUACCCAGGGUUGGUUUGGAUCUGGGUUGGGUUGGAGUGUGGGUGUUGUGGUUCCAGGUUGGGGGGUAUUACUUACGAACGACCUGUCUAGCA